CGGCUCGCCUCCCACUCCUCCCUUCCCAGUUUCGCCUCCCCCGAUCUGUCUUCUACACCCCUCCAUCGUGCUUCGCCUCCCCAGAGAGCGUUGAACUUUGCGCCAUGUUCCGCGCUGUAUCCUCCUCGCGCCGGCACGGAGCCGUGCUGAGCAGCCUACCCAAGGCCCAGUUCGCCACACUCGGCAUUCGCUUCCCCCUGCCGAAGAAGGAAAAGCCCAAGGAGCCGGUGGAGACGGACAUUCGUAAGAACGUGGCCCGUCUGCAGGAGGCCGGGACCAUUCUCACCUCCGGAGACGUGCCAAUGGGCGAGCCCCUGCAGCCGCGUCUGCCCCCCCUUCGCGACCAGCUCCUUUUUUCCUCGUCCCUCAUGGAGGAAAUCAGUGCCAUGCCGCGCGACUCGAACACCAUGGCCCCCAGCACGACCCUUCCGCGGACCACGGCGGCAGUCCUACGCGCCCAGGCCAUCCUCUCCAGCGGGCUGCUGGACACUCGCGUCCGGGAUCUGGCCUCCGCGGCCCCCGGCAGCGUGCCCUAUGCCGACAUCAUCAGCCGCAUGGUCAAGGACACCGAGCGCGCGCAGCUGGUCGUCAGUGAGCGGACCCCUCUCCAGCAGUGGCUCUACUCCCGCGUUGCCCUUUUCGGGCCGUCCACUGUUCACUUUGUGUCCGGCAGCGCCGAGGAAGAGAAGCUUCUCUCGGCCCGGUGCAUUGCCGAUGGCACCAUGAAGCCGCUGAACCCGAAACUCCGGCCCAACUGCUUCAUUGCCCUGACCGACGCGAAGGACGUGGCCCGCUCCGAGGAGUCGACUUUCGUCUGCCCGGUCGACAAGAAGAAUGCCGGACCGACCAACAACUGGCGCAGCCCGGUUGAAAUGAAGGCCGAGCUGAAGGCCAAAUUCAACAAGUGCAUGGAGGGCCGUACCCUCUAUGUCGUGCCCUUCCUGAUGGGUCCCAAGGGAUCGAAGCUGGCCCGCGUGGGUGUGCAGCUGACCGAUUCCCCGUAUGUCGUGUUGAACAUGAAGCUCAUGGCCCGCGUUGGCCUGGAUGUCUUGGAGAUGAUUCCCAGUGACUCGGCGGCUGCUGAUGCCGCUGCCCGGCACCCGCCCGAGCCGGCGCGCGACCCGUCCGCCAAGUUCCCCCAGCAGAAGCUCGGCUUUGUGCCUUGCCAUCAUUCGGUGGGUGUCCCUCUGCACGAAAGUUCCAAAUCCACCCCGUGGCCAUGCAACAUUGACAAGCGUGUGAUCGCUCACUUCCCUGACAGCCGGGAGAUUUGGUCCUUCGGGUCCGGGUAUGGCGGGAAUGCCCUACUGGGCAAGAAGUGCCUGGCCCUGCGCAUUGCCAGCGCCAUCGGCCGAGAGGAGGGCUGGUUCGCCGAGCAUAUGCUUAUCCUUGGCCUGACCAGCCCCACCGGCAAAAAGCACUACAUCGCCGCGGCCUUCCCCUCGGCCUGUGGCAAGACCAACUUGGCCAUGCUCCGGCCGUCGCUGCCCGGAUGGUCGGUCAGUUGCGUUGGCGAUGACAUUGCCUGGAUGCGCUUCGACAGCUCCGGCCAACUGCGUGCCAUCAACCCGGAGCGGGGGUUCUUCGGCGUGGCCCCAGGCACCUCGGAGCUGACCAACCCCUCGGCCCUGGCGGCCCUGCGCCGGGACACCCUCUUUACCAACUGCGCCACCACCAUGGACGGCGAUGUCUGGUGGGAGGGGCUGACGCCCUCCCGGCCGGAGGGGCUGACCACCUGGCAGGGGACCCCCGGUGGCACCCCCAACGCCUUCGAGUCCCUUGGCCCGGCGGCCCAUCCGAAUGCCCGGUUCACCGUGUCGGCCGAGCGCUGCCCCUCGCUGGACCCGGCCUGGCAGGAUCCGGAGGGGGUGCCCAUCAGUGCCAUUGUUUUUGGCGGCCGCCGGGCCAGCACCGUGCCUCUGGUGUACCAGUCCCGGAGCUGGGAACAUGGUGUUUUCAUGGGGGCCACCCUGUCCUCGGAGCGGACCGCCGCCGCCGAGGGGCAAAUGGGGGAAGUCCGGUUUGACCCGUUCGCCAUGCUGCCUUUCUGCGGCUACCACAUGGGCGACUACUUCCAGCAUUGGCUGGAAACCCCGCGCCGGCAGAAUGCCAAGCUGCCGCCGAUCUUCCAUGUGAACUGGUUCCGCCGUGGUCCAGGCGGCAACUGGCUGUGGCCCGGCUUCGGGGAGAAUGCGCGUGUGCUCCGGUGGAUCGCCGGCCGCAUCGAGGGCACUGCCAGCUCGCACGAGACCCCGAUCGGCUUUGUGCCGACGCUGGCCGAGCUGGGCGUGACCACGCCCCCGCCCCGACGCGCGGGCGGCGCGCACAUCGCUUCGGACGUCCUGCAGACCGUCGACGCCCAAGGCAACCCGCUGCUGAGCCUGGUCCCGGGCACCGAGGCCGAUCUGCUGCGUGUGGAUCGGGAUGAGUGGCGCGCCGAGGUGGAUCGCAUUGCCCGGCACUUCGAGACAUUCGGCGACCGGCUCCCGACCCAGCUGUCGCAGGAGCUGGAAACUCUGCGCACCCGGACCGGCUAAAGGCGCUCGAAGCAGCAACCGGGACCAGCUUGGGAGAUCUGGCGAUUGGCCACUGGGGGGAGAAGGCACCGCGUUGUCCAAUGGCUGCCCGGCCUCCUGCCUGAGGGGCGUGGCUUGGAACGCAAUCUCGCAAGGGCAAAGUAACAGAGAGACCAUGGCACCACCUGUCUCCCCCCCC
Molecule: messenger RNA, 2715 nt
Organism: Fonticula alba
Lineage: Eukaryota; Rotosphaerida; Fonticulaceae
Product: phosphoenolpyruvate carboxykinase (GTP)
Exons: 8
Coding region: 105-2537 (810 amino acids)
Biological process (GO): cellular response to glucose stimulus; response to starvation; propionate catabolic process
Cellular component (GO): cytosol
Molecular function (GO): manganese ion binding; GTP binding; phosphoenolpyruvate carboxykinase (GTP) activity
Source: RefSeq, a predicted model, not a curated record